UAAAAAAAUCAGCAACGAUGGCCUUGAUAAGACUGGCAAGACAACUUGGACUGAUCGACGUCAUUUAUGCGGAAGGAGCCCGACCAGACCCGGCCAACGACCCCGAAGAGUCCUUGAACGAGGACGAAAUCACAGCUGCCGCCAGUACAGUGCCCCUGAAGACGAAGAAGUCGAGAAAGAGCAAACCGUUGGCCAUGCAACCGUACACGUAUGUGAUUGCCGUGGACUUUGAGGCCACGUGCUGGGAGAAGCAAGCUCCUCCGCAGUGGCGAGAAGCGGAGAUUAUAGAAUGCCCAGCCGUUCUUGUCAAUCUGAAGACAGGGAAGAUUGAGGCCGAGUUCCACAAGUACAUCAUGCCCAUUGAGUCGCCGCGGCUGAGCACCUACUGCACCGAGUUGACGGGUUUUCAGCAGAAGACAGGGGACGGCGAAGUGCCCCUGCAGACGGCUCUGAUGAUGUUCCACGAGUGGCUGCGCAAGGAGCUGCGAGCCCGCAACCUGACGCUGCCCAAGAUGAACAAGUCCGAUGUGCUGGGGAACUGCGCCUUCGUCACCUGGACAGACUGGGACUUUGGCAUAUGCCUGGCCAAGGAGUGUACUCGCAAGCGGAUGCGCAAGGCCUCCUACUUCAAUCAGUGGAUCGACGUGAGAGCCAUCAACCGGUCCUGGUACAAGUACCGUCCGUGCAACUUCAGCGACGCCCUCUCCCAUGUGGGGCUGGCGUUCGAGGGCAGGGCCCACUGGGGCAUCGACGAUGCCAAGAACCUGGGCGCUCUUAUGUGCAAGAUGGUGAUCGAUGGAGCGCUCUUCUCGAUCACCAAAGACCUGACGCCAUAUCAGCAGCUCAACGCCAACUGCGUAUUGUGAGCUCGUCCAGCCGCCAAUCCCUCAAAGAACUAUUAUUAAUAAUUAUUAAUAUUUCAAACGCCAGAAAGAUAUGAUUGGUACCAUAAUGUGUGUAGACCUGAGAGCUAAAGAUAUUGAUUGAAAUUUAAAA
Drosophila ananassae is the source of this 996-nucleotide messenger RNA. Its product is annotated as ERI1 exoribonuclease 2. Lineage: Eukaryota; Metazoa; Arthropoda; Insecta; Diptera; Drosophilidae. Bases 18 to 866 code for a protein of 282 amino acids. The record is from RefSeq and is a predicted model, not a curated record. Gene Ontology annotation, molecular function: nucleic acid binding; 3'-5'-RNA exonuclease activity. The transcript has a single exon. Gene Ontology annotation, biological process: exonucleolytic trimming to generate mature 3'-end of 5.8S rRNA from tricistronic rRNA transcript (SSU-rRNA, 5.8S rRNA, LSU-rRNA).